AUGUUCUCCGGCGCUCUCAAAUCCUUCACCUCCAACAUCACCUCCUCCUACACCAUCGCCGCCCAGCCCUCCUCCACAGCCGGCCCAUGGAAGAUCUUUGAUGCGAAAAAGAAGUCGACCGGCAAGGCGGCCUCCAUCUUCAUCUUUGAAAGACGAUCUCUCGAUCCCAGCCAAGGCUCCGCCAACACCCUCGGUUCGAGUCGAAGUAGCAAUGUCAGUCUCAAGAGGGCACAUGACGAGGUUAUUGAACGUUUAAAGAAAGAGGCGAGCAGUCUUGCGAGGCUACGACAUCCGAGCAUAUUGGAACUCGCUGAGCCGGUGGAGGAGACGAGACAUGGCGGUCUGAUGUUUGCUACCGAGCCGGUCACUGCAAGUCUCGGCAGUUUAUUGCAGGAGAAAGAUGAGCAAGAAAGGUCUGGAGGCAGGGGUGCUGGCAAAGGGAGAAGAUUUGUUGUUGAAGAGACCAAUGGCUCCACCCAGCCCAGGGAAUUCGAAAUCGACGAGCUGGAAAUUCAAAAAGGCCUGCUACAACUCGCCAAAGGACUGGAAUUCUUACACGAGAGUGCUGGGCUCGUGCACGCAAAUCUCACCCCCGAGGCGAUUCUCGUCAACGCCAAAGGUGACUGGAAGAUCUCCGGCCUAUCUUUCUGCGGACCCCACGAGACGAGCAACACCCCUACCAGUCUCACGGCUAUCUCACUGUCCGAGGUCUUGAAUCAUGAUCCUCGCCUUCCACGCAGUGUACAGCUCGAUCUGGACUACACCAGCCCCGACUUUGUUCUCGACAACUCCUUGACCCCGGCCGCCGACAUCUUCUCCCUCGGUCUACUGAUCAUAUCCCUCUACAACUCCCCUCACACGUCUCCGCUGAACGCAGGAGGCUCCUUAUCAGCGUACAAGCGUCUCUUUUCCAGCUCUUCGAAUGUUCCGACCCAGCACAAUAACUUCCUCGUCCCCUCAUCACACCCUCUGCCUCCAAAACUCGCCUCAGAACUACUGCCUCGCCUCAUCACCCGGCGACCGGCGCAACGGCUAAGCGCGCGAGAGUUUCAGGAAGCCAGCUACUUCGACAACAUUCUCGUAUCAACAAUCCGAUUUCUCGAUGCCCUUCCGGCAAAGACUCCGAACGAGAAGGCCCAGUUCAUGCGCGGCUUGCCCCGGAUUUUAUCACAGUUCCCGAAAUCUGUGCUGGAGAAGAAAGUCCUUCCUGCGCUGUUGGAGGAAAUGAAGGAUCGCGAGCUCCUGGCCCCCAUCAUCGCCGACCUCUUCGCUGCUGUCAAGCUCAUGCCGACAGGCAAGAGGGCGUUUACUGAACAAGUUGUGCCGAAAUUGCGCGAAGUCUUCGUCACGAAAGCCGCAGCGGCUGGCGAGAGGGAUACCAGUCGCGAAGCCGGCUUGAUGAUCUUCUUGGAGAACAUGGAGACUGCGGCGGCAAAUUGCCCCGGGAAGGAGUUCCGAGAAGACAUCCUACCUAUCCUCAUCUUGGCCCUGGAAUCGCCAACGCACGCCAUUGUGGAUGCGAGUCUUGCGACACUGCCUCACGUCUUACCCGUCCUGGAUUUUAGCACCAUCAAGAACGAGCUCUUUCCUGUCAUUGCCAAUGUCUUCGCAAAGACAAGCAGCCUGAACAUCAAGAUCAAGGGCUUGGAUGCAUUCUAUACGCUCUGCGGCGGGCAAGCGACAUCUACCUCCGGAAUUGCAGACGACGAUCUGAACGGCAUUGGGUUCGCAAAUAACCAAUCGUCAAAGCAAGCCUCUGCAUCGAGCAACAGCAGCGCCAUUCUGGACAAAUUCACCGUGCAGGAGAAAAUCGUGCCGCUCCUCAAAGGCAUCAAAACCAAGGAGCCGGGCGUCAUGAUGGCCGCUCUCCGCGUCUUCCAGCAAGUCGGCACCAUGGCCGACUCGGAUUAUCUCGCCAUGGAAGUCAUUCCCAUCCUCUGGAGCAUGAGUCUCGGCCCGCUGCUAAAUCUGCAGCAGUUCAAGGGGUUCAUGGAUCUGAUCCGCGGCCUAGGCGACAAGAUCGAACGAGAGCAGACGCGGAAACUGCAGGAUUUGAGGGGCGCGGGAAGUGAUAACAGUGGCAAUCUUGGAGGCAGAGCUGGCGUGAGACAGGCGCACGGUAAUGCAGGAGUCAACGGGCUGAGCAAUGGCGACGAGACGGACUUCGAAUCGCUCGUGUCUGGGCGAAAAGCGGGUGCCAACAACGACGACUUAAUGAACGAGUGGGGUGGUUUCUCCUCCAAACCGGCAGCAAGCCCAGCACCGCGCACCACCAACGUCAACACCAACAACCAGGCAACUUUCUCCUGGCAGACGGCGCCAGCCGCACAGUCUCAACCCAUCAACUCGCUCAAAACCACUACACCCGGUGCAAGGACCAUCACGCCCGACCAAUCAAUGUCGAACUUCGCGGCCCUCCGACCUUCAAGCACGCAGUACUCCCAACCUCUUCAGCCUAACACCGCCACCAACACAAUGCCUUUAAGACCCGCGCAGCCUAUGCAUCAAUCGUCAAUUUCCAGCACAGGAGGCGGCGCAGGGAUCGAUUGGUCCGCCGCAUCC
Messenger RNA from Neohortaea acidophila, 2562 nucleotides. RefSeq names its product kinase-like domain-containing protein. The transcript has a single exon. The annotation marks the transcript as partial. NCBI's taxonomy places the organism in Eukaryota, Fungi, Ascomycota, Dothideomycetes, Mycosphaerellales, Teratosphaeriaceae. Gene Ontology annotation, biological process: protein phosphorylation. Gene Ontology annotation, molecular function: protein kinase activity; ATP binding. The record is from RefSeq and is a predicted model, not a curated record.